Messenger RNA from Penicillium bovifimosum, 1512 nucleotides. RefSeq lists its product as uncharacterized. The record is from RefSeq and is a predicted model, not a curated record. NCBI's taxonomy places the organism in Eukaryota, Fungi, Ascomycota, Eurotiomycetes, Eurotiales, Aspergillaceae. The transcript has 3 exons. Bases 1 to 1512 code for a protein of 503 amino acids.
AUGGCAGCCCUUAUACCCUCACAGUCUGCCGUCAAACCUCCCACGAAGCUUCAGUUAGCCCUAGCAUUGGCUAUCACCAAGCGGAAACCACCAGACACGGACAUCAAAGAAUACAUCUUACAGAUCAGACAGUGCAUCAAGCGGGACAAAGAAUCGGGCAAACUGGUUGCGACGGCGAAGUUCCUCGACAGUGUUUCAUUCUGGCAACGAGCAUACGAACAUGCCGAGGCGGGACAGAGCAAGCUACGCGAAGAAAUACAUGAGCUCAAACAGUUAAAUGAAGCCUUUCUCACCAAAUUAAAAGCCCAGGGUGCCCUAAAUGAUGACAAGUCGCUGGCGAACAAACGCAAGGCGUCUGCUGUUGGCAAGAAUGUGAGUGGUACAAAUGAGGCUAGGAAGCGCACAAAGCUACCACAGAAGACGAUUCCGUUAGCAGAUGAAGAUGGCAGUGACGACUCAAAGGAUGAGUCCUUGUGCCUCAACGCCCAACUUUGUGCCCUCCAAAACUCCCUACAGCGGAAACCAACCAGCCAUUCUGCUGCCAAUUCGCUGGUCACUCAAGCAGUCAUCCUUUGCAAGGCUACCGAACAGAACUUGAUCCAAACUGUUAUGAACAAGGCUGCUCUUGACGAGCAGAAAUCUUCCCAAUCCAAGCAGAGGACGCCGGACAUUGACGUUGUGAUCAAAGGGACGACAAUCGCUUUCCACCUCUCGCAUAAAGCAUUGCAUAAACUGGCCGGAACUUCAAAUGGCACGCAACAUCAAGGUCAGGUCAUCUACUACCUAGUAGGUCUGUUCGAGUCAACCAUGACUGCACUUACUUUGCACUGCACUGCAAUGUCAAAAGGAAACACACCAACGACAAAGCCAAAACUCAAGAAUAGCACCGCGUCUGCAACGAACUCUACUCAGCAGAGCAAGGACAUAAAGUUGAAGCCUUCACCAACCCACACCGACACAGCAUCACGCCUUGCAGACCUGCUCUGCACAAUGGCUCUGUCCCUCGAUUUGCAGAACAUUAAAGACCAGGAGGUAAUGGCAGGAUUCCUCUUCCUUAUUCUUACUCGCAUGGGCAGGAUGCUAGCUCUCCAUGUCUUCCAUGACCUACGACUGCCAAUGGGAGUCUGUCCGGGAAUGACAUUCCCAGAAGGUCUAGAAAAAAUGACAGAUGAGGCUCUCAAGCCCAACGAGGCACAAAUCGAAGCCACGUAUCUUGCUCGCUUGCUCGAACGCAUGCUUGAUAGCGAGUCCCGCCAAUCGACUUCAGAGAAAUCAGCUGCUCGUCAGUUUGUCGCGAAUGCAAAAGACCGUCUGCAGAAGACCCUUCUUCGAGCUGUCUUUGGACCUGAUGAGAGUCUGUUUCGGGAGGGGUUUCGACGCCCGCAGACACCGCCUGCUCUGGUGCUCGAUGGUGAGGAGAUAGAACAGAAAGUGUUUGCUGAUUGGCUCACACAGGAGUUAUGGCGGAUCGUGGGUUGGGAUGUGUUGAAGAGUGUGUUUGUUCCGACUUGA